CAAUGCGGUGAUCGGGAUGUAAGGAAGAAUGGCGACGGUUGACGGGGUGUUGGAGGAUAGAGUCGAGCUCAAUUCGACCAAACAGAAGCGGUAACACAGGUAGUGUCCAGAAAUGGAGGCUGAAAUAACCGUGUCCUCUUCAUCGAGUGUGAUCUCACCCUCUGCUCCUCAGACAUCGACCACCAAGGCCAACCUGGUGGCAAAACAGCGAGACAAUCGAAAGACCACCACCACAACUCCCGCCUUUCUCUCCAACCUGGGCAGGGCCACUCUGCGGGGGAUUCGCAAGUGUCCACAGUGUGGCGUCUACAACGGCACCCGUGGGCUCAGCUGCAAGAACAAGGCCUGUGGGGUGUCCCUCAGGAACGCCUCAGCAGGGGGUAGAAACAGCAAGAAAUGUGGGGGAGGGGUGCAGGUGUUUUCAGUGCGUCACAGAGGGAGAGGAGCCACAGCUACACAGUUCGGCUUUGUUGAGCUUGUUCCCACUGACACUGCUAUAGCAACUGGCGAUGGAGCCACCUUGCUAACCCAGAUCAAUCUGGGCCGCUGUUUUUUGCCUUCUUGCAGACAAGGUCAAAGGUCAAAUCAGGGUGAGGCAGACUCAUUGGCAGCCAGUUCCAGGCAGUCUUCUUCAGACAGUCUCUGCAUCCACAUCAAACAAGCCAUCGAGUGUCGAAGCUGCGCGUCGCCGCUGACCUUAAAGAGCUCUGUCUUGGAGGGUUUGCAGGCCUCCAUUCAAGCCAGAGAGGAGCUGUGGAGGCUGGCCACAGAGUCCCCGGGGCCCCUGGUGCAGCGAGUUUCAAAAGACACUCUAGUGGUGAAGUGCCACACAGAUUCCUAUCACCCUCUGGGCCUCCUGCAUCUCACUGUAGGUGCAGGUGAACUGUCUGAGGUUUUAAAGGGUGACAGAAGGGGCAGAGAAGCCCAGCAGCAAGCCGUGUUCCACUGUGCCUGCCAGGUUAGCAACAGAAGAAAUAAACUGGGUGCUGGUGGAGCAGGUGGAUCAACCAAAUGCCAUUCUUCUCUAAGCUCGGCCACACCACCGCCCUGCCUUCACUUCUAUGCCUGUGUGUGUGCCUUUGCAAGUGAUGAGAAACUGGCUUCAGAGUUUUCUGCUUUCAUCGGCUACACCACCAAUGAUGUGCAGCAAAGUGCUUCCAGUAGAUUAAAUAAUCCCAGUGAGAAACCCCUACAGCAGGCUGAUCCAGUCAACUCUCACUACAAAGCAAAGAAGUCUCGUCCAGAUGAAUCUCUCUCUGCCCCCUCAGUGGCUUCUCCCUCAGGGGUGGGGAAAGAGGGAGUGUCAGCCUCCGGCCUGCGGAGAUCUGCUCAGAGGAGAGGCCCUGGUGGCGGUGCUCAGAAGGCUCUAGGGAGCUCCCAGGUUGUGGACGAGCGCACAGUGGCGAUGGGCUUCCAUCAGUGGCUGGCCAGUGUGACAGAGAGGAUCCACCAGACCAUGCACUACCAGUUUGAUGGGAAACCACAGCCUCUGGUGUACCACAUUCCCCAGGAGUUCUUCAACGCUCUGCAGCAUCGUCUGUCCCUCGGAUCGAAGAAGAGGAGGCUGCCUAACUUCACAACAGCAUGUGUGAGAAAUGAUGGACUCCCCCUCGGUUCUCUCUCCAAGUACACCUGGCACAUCACUAAUCUCAUGCAGGUCAAACGCAUCUUUGACACACCAGAGCUGCCUCUGGAGCUCUCUCAGAGCUUUGUAAAAAACGCAGAUGGUUCUUAUUCGAGCUUUCGCUGUCCUGAGCCUCCACCUGAACCAGAAUUACCGGAGGGAUACAGGCCAGAUCGGCCGCAGGCGAUACGACCGAUGGAGCUCCGCACCUUCCUCAAAGUUGGUGCAGGCACCACGGACCAGAGGGAGGCCGCUCCAUUUGUGAUUGAGUGGAUCCCGGACGUUCUCCCUCGCUGUCAGAUGGGAGAGCUCAGGAUUAGUUUUGAGUUUGGCCACCAGCAGAGCGGUCAACUGGAGCAAUGUGAGAAAGUGGCAGUGCUGGAGAAAGGAGGUCGCAACAAGACAGACCCCACCCAGUCCAAACACACAAACACUGUUGACGUCCUUCAGAUAGUUCUGUAGUGUCCCUCUGGUUUCCUUUCUGUUAGACUGUGUUAACAUCUGCAGUAAGCAUGUUCCUGAUUUAACAGCAGGUGAAGUGCAUCCACGUUACAUUAUGCAAGGUAUGGCUAAUCAAUAAUUCCCCUUAUACAGUGUAUUAAUGAUAACAAUAUUUUAGACAGUCUGUUAUGGGGUAGUGCUCUUAUUAAUGGCCUUACAGUGUUUUCACAAGUAUACAGUAUUUAUGAAAGAAAUGCUAAUUUCUUAGCUAGUAAGCUUUUUUCCCACAACAGUUCAUGGAAACAGUUGAGAGCUUUAAAAAACAACCACACGUGUAAAACAAAUGGAAAUAUAUAUAUAUAUAUAUAUAAAUACAUAUAUACUGAGUGUUGGAACUUCCAAAGAAUGGUUUUGUCUUGUUUGCAUUGUUGUGUUAGCAAGAAAAUAAAUAGAUUUAAUUGAUAAAUAUGUUUCUUAAAUGCACAGUAGUGGAAAGCACAAGCACAGAGUUACUUUAUAUUUCUGCUCCACGACAUGUUAGUGGGAAAUAUUCAGCUUUUUACUUCACUACUUUUGUAUGUCAGCUUUUGUUACUUUCCAGAUUAAUAUUUAUCAUAAGCUUAAUAUUUAUCAUUCUGUAAGCUUAUCAUUUUUGAUAAGCUUACAGAAUGCAACACGUCGCUAAAGAUUUAACCAGGUGUUAACAACCCUUUUGGCCUAUGAGCCUUUAAAAAACACUUCUUGUUUCAGAUGUCAGUGAGUUGUUAAUUCCUCCAAAAAGAAACAUUCCCUCUAAAUUUCUCUGAUAGAUUCAUUUAAAUAACUGUUUUAACAUUAAUAUCUUACUGAAAAGCAAAGACUAACAAAAAUUUGUAUGAUAAUCCCAAAUGAUUUUGUCCCUCGGGGAAUAUGUUACUGUACAGAGUAAUGUAUUGUCCUGUGUGGUUGUUUUGUAAGAUAUCUUACUGCACAGAGAAUUAAUUUGUUUAAUUUGAUUAUUCAAAAUGUCAGUAAAACAACAGGAAAUCUUGUAGAUGAGACCUGGGAGACAAAUUUGUGUCCAAUGAAAAGGAGGGGAUUAGAAUUACAUGAUAAGAAAUGCAAUGAAAUUAUAUUUAUUGACACUGUUAGUGCUGCAUGGAACAUUUGUGUGCACAAUUUGUCUUCUGUGCCAUGUUUAUGUGAAAUAAAGACUUUUACAGCUGUC
Molecule: messenger RNA, 3272 nt
Organism: Monopterus albus (swamp eel)
Lineage: Eukaryota; Metazoa; Chordata; Actinopteri; Synbranchiformes; Synbranchidae
Gene: cunh2orf42
Product: chromosome unknown C2orf42 homolog
Exons: 10
Coding region: 113-2086 (657 amino acids)
Cellular component (GO): nucleus
Source: RefSeq, a predicted model, not a curated record